Molecule: messenger RNA, 2686 nt
Organism: Aspergillus aculeatinus CBS 121060
Lineage: Eukaryota; Fungi; Ascomycota; Eurotiomycetes; Eurotiales; Aspergillaceae
Product: Zn(II)2Cys6 transcription factor
Exons: 4
Coding region: 387-2627 (746 amino acids)
Biological process (GO): DNA-templated transcription; positive regulation of transcription from RNA polymerase II promoter by galactose
Cellular component (GO): nucleus
Molecular function (GO): RNA polymerase II cis-regulatory region sequence-specific DNA binding; DNA-binding transcription factor activity, RNA polymerase II-specific; zinc ion binding
Source: RefSeq, a predicted model, not a curated record
AGCACCAGCAACAAGCUUCAGCCUUCAUAACCUGGCUGCAGACCUGAACAUAUAUUUUUUCCGUGCCCAACCCACGGUAUCUCAGCUUUAGUCGAGGGCUUUGCAAAAGUGGUAUACAUCAUUGCCAUUGCAGCUCGAAGAUGUAAAUAAACGGAACUGAAUUUUAUCUCACACACAUCGAUGGAAGUGGUUGUAGUCAAGCUGUAGAAGAAACCUCUUGGUCGAGUCCGUCUUUCAGGCUAGGACGGAUCUGGCCCGGAAUAACGGAUCAAUUCACGUGAUCUAAAUCCGAUCCUCUCAACUGCCUCCCAAUGAAUGACGCAUCACGAUGAACCUUCCAUUUUAACAAGACACAACGACUCAACCAGCCAACUUGCCCAGUGUAAAUGGCUGACGCCGAGUCCCCGGCUCAAUCAACGGGUUGGCGGAUCGCCAAGGCGUGUCAGGAGUGCAGGAAGCGGAAGAUCAAAUGCAACGGAGUCAACCCCUGCAAAACCUGCCAAUUGCGGGGGACCCCGUGCAUCUACCGCGAUGUCAUCCGCCAGCGGAGGAAGAGAUACCAGUAUCAAGGGAGGCUCGAUCCUGACAGGCCUGGGUCUGAUGGGGCCACCACUGCCACUACCACUACCCGGCCCGACGAAGGCAGUGCUGCGCGGCAGCCGUGGUCUCCCGGUCCGUCACACCACCACGCACAAGCACAAGCACAAGCACAAGCACAAGCACAAGCACAAGCACAAGUACAAGCACGUCGGCGGAACCCAUCGGUCAGUUUGAACGUCAACAACAGCGUCUCAGCCACCCACAUGACAUCGCCCUCAUGCAAGGUCCAACUGUACUAUGGCUCCACCUCGCACUUUGCCCUCAUGCACGAGGUCUACAGAGGCUUGGUGGCAAACAGUCAGUCGGCCGAGGUGGAUCGGCCCCAGGGUGAGGUCGAAGAAGCCGGGGCCGGCUUGGACAUGUUCAGCUUUCGCCGGAUCUUCUUCGGCACACCCACAGAUUCCCAUGAUGCAAACAAGACCCUGGCGGGCUUGGAUUCUCAGCUGUUGUUCUUGCCCUAUGAGCUAGCCAAAUGCUUUCUCGAACGGUACUUGGCUACCCUGCACAAUCUGGCCCCCAUGUGGCCCAAGGAAGAAUUCUAUUACCAGCUGGCUCAGAUGUAUGGCCAAGGGCCGGAUGCUCGCCCCGAUAAGGUUACCCAGUCAAUUCUGCUUGUGGCCAUGGCGAUUGGAGCAUUAGCCACUCAGCAUCACAGUUGGGGUGAUACGCUAUACGACCGCGUCAAGCUAGCCAUGCAUUCACUUGAGGAUGUCGUGAACUUACAGACCAUUCAACUGGCGAUCAUCAUGCAAAGCGAACAGGGCCGGCCCAACUCAACAUUCCUGCUCGUGGGCACCGCUACACGAAAGGCUAUCUCAGCUGGGUUGCACAAGGAAGCCCCAAGCACGGGCGAAGACGCCGCCGAUAGCACCGAAGAACGACGUGCGACGUUCUGGUCCCUCUGCUUCUACGAGAUCUGGACGUGCUUCCAUCUGGGACGACCAAGCUCACUGUCAUUGAAGGAUGCCAGUAUCGCUCCUCCUGAGGAUUCUUUCCUCCAGGUCCUCAUCAGCCUUGGCAAGAUUGUUGCCCGAUCAGCGUCUGAGAUGUACGGCCGCCGCCAUGAGUCCUUGCUGCAAAUGUGGAAGAUUGCUAGAUCGAUCAUCGACGAGCUCCGCGGAUUCGACUGCUUGAUGAGACAAGCGCUGGGCUUUGGGCUGGAUAAAUGUGCCCAGCCAGGGAGCUUGGGGGUGCGACAGAUCAUUGCGACCACUCGUAAGAUACGUGAAACCAGGAUUCUGACGGAGUUGCUGAUUGCUACAGUAUAUUAUCACACAAUUCUUCUCACCUUUCGGCCAUUUCUGAUAUUUCGUGGACGGUGGCAACAGGAUAUGAAACGGUCAUCAUGCGUUGCGGCGACGAAACGAGCGACUGAAAUUCCCUCAUGGCUCAACGAAGCCUGCAACCAAGCCCUCAGCGCUGCAUGCAGGACCAUUCAUCAUUUAUGCGAAGCAUCGGCAUGCAAUGAACUGGUCAGAGAACUGCGGUAUCAUGGCUAUUUCCUAGGCAACUCAUCUUUUGCGCUCAUGUACGACCUCAUGCACGGUGAGAAUCUUGCGGCCACACAUUUGCCUUGGAUACAUGCUGCCGUGCAAGGCAUGUCGCAGAUGCGGCCUGGGGAUCCGAUCAAGAGUUCUAUCACCGCCAUUCAGACUGUCCUAAGGAAAAUCCACCCCUCGUACGAGUGGGUAGCACCGGAGACGACCAAAAGCCAGAUAUAUGAUUAUGAGCACACGCCCCCUGUAAACCCACAGCACCAUCCGACUUCCGCCUCCAACCAAGGGCAGAGCCUCAUGCCAAUGGCUACACCCGGGGAUCCGGCGGUAGCAGGGAACCUCCCCAUGCUGUCUAAUCUACAAGGGAAUCUGUUACAGGAUGGCAUACGCAUCCCCAGCGGUAGCGUCGGCAGUGGAGAUGAUCUUCUCGAUUUCACCCAAUCCGACAUGGGCUGGGACUUUGAUUUCUCCACGAUGGAUCUGGAGGCUUUCUUCUCCAUCAAUGCAGAUAUAGACCCGAUGGCGUUUUGAAAGAGUGCCUGGCGCAUGAUCGAACACUGUCCUUUUGCGGCUGUGACAUGCAAGGCCUG